Oldenlandia corymbosa var. corymbosa is the source of this 3778-nucleotide messenger RNA. The record is from the annotation of a GenBank genome assembly. Lineage: Eukaryota; Viridiplantae; Streptophyta; Magnoliopsida; Gentianales; Rubiaceae.
CUGAACCUUAUUGCGGCCGAUGUCUGAAGUGUUGGCAGGUUUCACUGACACUGUUCAUAGUGCCAGAGAAAAACUCCCAAUGCUACCGUAUGUGGAGAGAUUGGAAAGCACGGAUUCCCUUGCGGCGGAGCUGACAUUUUUGCAUAGCUUUCUGGGUUACACUCACAUUUGGAGUGAUUUAUCUUCAUCAUCUCCACCCAACAAAAGCUUAAUAAUCGAAGUUGUUGCUGCAACUGAAGGAUUAGAAAGAGAUGUUCGAGAUGCUUUCAGAAUUGUAGAUGAAGACCCAGAUGCAACAUUGGCUACAGAACUGUUGAACUUGGGGAGAAGAGCCUUGGGGAGAAGGGUUGGGGAUUUAUAUGAAUACAGGCGUUCCAAGUUAGGCCAAGUGUUAACAUCGCUGGAGCAAAAGAUUGAACUUUUGAAGCCAAAGAUCACUGCAGCUUACCAAGACGGCUCUUUGUCUCCACAAUCAUUCUUCCAUCCUCAGUCACCAUCCCCGGAAGCACGAGUCGGGGCGUUGCGGUGCUGGGAAAGGUUUUGUGAUAUUGUACGAUGGAAUCUGGGAUAUUUGUCCUGUGAGCAGAAACCAGUCUUGGGUGAUGCUCUGAGAGAGCAAAUGAAAUCCUUGAAACUGACCUUGGAUUCCCUUAGCUGGAUUUUCAUCACACGUCAGUGGCCAUCACCUUGGGAAAACAAUAUGAUGGCGCUUUUUGGGCCUAUGGUUGUCCAAGCUGCUCACUUCUGUUGCUUGUGCUGGUAUAAUCCCCCGAUUGAUCCAACCAUGGUGCAAGAUUUGGCUAUUCUGAUUUCAGAUCUUCGCUGCAAAAUGAUGGAUCCCGAUGGUCCAGAGUUUAUGGACAUCGGUAUUGGGUUCCUGGAAGGCUAUGCUGGGCAAGAUUUGGGACGAUCAAUAUACUCUUUCAUCUGUCAUAUACUUCAUUUUCAAUACAGAAGUGAAGCUCCUGAAAAGGAGUUAUUUUCCCUACUUACAUGUCUCCCCAAAAUUUCGAGGUUGAAAAGCUCAGAUUUGCUGAAUCUAACUUCAGAUAUUAAAGAUGUACUCAUUCAGGCCAGGUACACAGGGCAGAAUUCCAAGGAUGGAGACAAAUAUGCUUAUUUUGUCCUGUUUGCAAGAAUGUGGUCUCUUAAGGCUGAGAUUAUGGUCAAAUGCCCCGGCAUCCUGCCCUUGCUUACUUGGAACGACCUUGUUGAAGCCCUUCGGGACGGGUGUAGAUAUCUGGAGAAAAGUAUUCAAGAAAAUGAAAAGCCUGCAGAAUAUCAUCAGAUCUUGGAGCUAAUUGAAGGAGUCUCCAAGCAAGUUCGAUCUCUCUAUCAACGCUCUCCUGGAACAGAGGACUAUUUGGUGCAUUUCAAGGUCAGCAACUUGCUCCUCAACUUCCUUGUGCACAUCGUGCUAUUAAAGUCAAAGGCUCUUCUGGUGAAGUUACAGGAAAAGGAUGCGAGACUGAUGCUCCCUCUGCAGCAUAAAGUCAAAACUCUUUACGACGAACUGGUUUUCCUGUUAGAGUUUGUGGUUAAUGCGACGGAGAAGUACAGUGCCGAGGAAGAAAGGGUGUUCCUGACUGAUGUCCAUUUAGUGGCUCAGGAAGUCAUAUCUUUCUGUAACACAUCUCUACCUGAAAACCUCACUGAAGAAGGAGCCAAGAAUCUGGAUGUAUGGCCUAUUGAUAUAUCUGAAAAAGUUCAGCUCUUGAUGCCAAUGUUGAAAGGGCAUUUUUCUCAAUUUUCAGGCUUUGAUUUCCCCAAGACUCCUGGUAUGUGCUUCAUUCAACAUCUCUUAGAGAACUUAAGAGAUCUGAUUAAGUGUAAGCAUGAAUCAGUAGCACACGCAUCUCAUCACAUCGAAGCAAUAUGUGAGGAUAUGGAGUUCAUAGUAUCUGAGUUCCAGGAUGUUUUUGAUGAGGAUGCUGAGAAGCAGAAAUGCGGAGAUGUUGUUACAAAGCUUGUUCACAUUGCAUAUCAGGUAGAACAUGUUAUCGCCUUAAUGUUUAGCGAAAACAAGUCCACGUGGCAACAUUCUUUCUGGCUUUAUUGUUGGUCGGACGAGAUUAGACAUAUCAGAAAACAGCUCACAGAUUUUGAUGAGAGCAACAAUUGCAAUGAUGAGAUCCAUAGUUAUCCCCAGAGGCUGAUGCCUGUUGUGUCAAAAUUUACUGAAUCAAAAAUUGAGGAAGUAAUGAUUGGCCACAAUGACCAGAGAAAACAGAUAAUCGCUCGGCUUACAAGGGGAACAAAGGAGCGAGAUGUUGUCUUAAUUUCUGGAAUGCCAGGAAUCGGCAAGACUACUUUAGCUGAUCAUCUGAAAGCUUGCUUGCUUUACUUUGGUGCACUUCCAAAGGGCAAGGACAUCCCAGUUUGGAGAUUACAAUGCCUAUGGAUUGCUGAAGGCUUCAUAUACAAAUUGGAGUCUAAAAGUUUGGAGGACCGUGCUAAGGAUUACUUGAUGGAUCUUGUUGGCCGAAGCCUAAUAAUAGUGGCCAAAAGAAGAUCAGAUGGCCGAAGCCUAAAAGCUUGCCGAGUUCAUGAUCUGGUACGCGAUUUGUGCUUGUUGAAAGCUAAAGAUGACAGAUUCUUGCAGCUGAUAUCUGAUAAUGAUGAACCCUAUCAUUCUUUCAAUGCUUUAAAAUUUGGUGCUAUGUAUGAGCAUUUCAAGAGUUCAAGUUCCAGGUCGUACGAGCAGUAUCGGUUGCAAUUUCGUGUGGACCAAGAACAGUUUGCUGUAUCAAGGCCUUCUGGUCGACGUGUCCGAUCUCUAAUAUUCUCUGCUGCCACUGAUAAAACUUCAAGAUGCUCCUAUGAUGUCUCCUUCAUUCCUAACAACUUCAAACUUCUAAAGGUGUUGGAUUUGGAAUCCAUUAACAUGGGUGGCUCCUUCGGAAUUGGAAUAGAAUUGCUUCUUUGUUUGACUUACUUGGCAGUUUGUGGUGAUAUGGAGUCGAUUCCACCAUCUUUGUCCAAACUGCGUAAUCUGGAAACUUUGAUUGUGAAGGGUUUCAAGAGGAUGGUCUUGCUACCGGAUACCAUUUGGAAAAUGAAGAAGUUGAGGCAUAUUCAUGUAAGUAAUCAUGCUGUCUUCGCUUUGCCUAAAGAUGACAUCGGAAGGUCCUUUCAGUUGGAUAGCUUGGUGACACUUUCCUUGCCUUACUUUCCAUUGGAGGAGGAAACAAAUGAGAUUAUAGUGAGGUUGCCUAAUCUUCGAAAACUGAAGUGCACGAUUUCUGGACCAACAGAGUUUUCCAUGAAUUCUAGUCGCAUUCCUUCACUGGAAUCACUAUGCUUCUUGGAGUCACUCAAGAUAUCACACUUUGGCAGGGUUUCGGAAAUUGGUGAGUUGAAAUUGCCUUUAAGUUUAAAGAGGUUGACUCUAUCAAACUUCGGCCUGUCCCCAGACCAAAUCUCAGCAACAGGGAGACUACCAGAACUGCAGGUCCUCAAAGUGAUUUCUUGUGACUUUGAGGGAUCAAGUUGGGAGAUGACAGAGGGAGAAUUUCAAAAGCUUGAGUACUUGAAGUUAGACACACUAGACAUUGUCCAUUGGGAUGCAUCCAGUGAUCAUUUGCCUGAGCUUAAGCAGCUUAUCAUGCGAAAUUGCAAGCAUCUUGAGGAGAUUCCUUCUGACUUCAUGUAUAUCUCAACAUUGGAGAAAAUUGAAGUCCAACAGUGUGGAAAUUUAGUUGAAGAGUCUGUCAGAAAAAUUGAGGAACAAGAAAUCGAGGGGCUCAAGAUUUUCAUCAGCAACUCAUAUUCAGCUUAA